This is a messenger RNA of Tinamus guttatus (white-throated tinamou), 381 nucleotides long. NCBI's taxonomy places the organism in Eukaryota, Metazoa, Chordata, Aves, Tinamiformes, Tinamidae. The record is from RefSeq and is a predicted model, not a curated record.
ACUAAAGAAAGAAGAGAAGAGCAGACAAGAACUGGAGAAAUUGAAAAGGAAAUUGGAAGGGGACUCGAGUGAUCUGCAUGAGCAAAUCGCAGACCUCCAGGCGCAGAUUGCUGAGCUGAAGAUGCAGCUGGCCAAGAAGGAGGAAGAGCUGCAAGCUGCUCUAGCCAGGCUUGAAGAUGAAACUAGUCAUAAAAACAACGCCCUCAAGAAGAUCCGUGAGUUGGAAGCUCAUAUCUCUGAUCUCCAGGAAGACUUGGAGUCUGAGAGAGCUGCAAGAAACAAAGCAGAAAAACAGAAGAGAGACCUUGGUGAAGAGCUGGAGGCUCUUAAGACAGAGCUUGAAGAUACUUUGGAUACCACAGCCACUCAGCAAGAGCUCAG